AUGUCACUUACAACACUCCCCGCCGAUGUGCAAAAAGUUAGCCAAGAGGGCACUGUAAAGCUCUUUGGAAAAUGGGAUUCCGAGGGUGUUGAGGUUAAGGACAUCUCCCUUACCGAUUACAUCAACGUUAACCACGCUGUCUACGUUCCCCACACUGCUGGCCGAUAUGCCAAGAAGCAAUUCGCCAAGGGACGAAUGCCCAUUGUUGAGCGACUUGUCAACGCCCUUAUGAUGAACGGUCGAAACAACGGUAAGAAGAUCAUGGCCGUUCGAAUUGUUCAACACGCUUUCGAAAUCAUUCACCUCGUCACCGAACAAAACCCCGUCCAAGUCUUGGUUGAUGCCGUCGUCAACACUGGACCUCGAGAAGAUUCUACUCGAAUUGGAUCUCAAGGUACCGUUCGAAGACAAGCCGUUGAUGUUUCACCCCUUCGAAGAGUCAACCAAGCUAUCUCUUUACUCACCACCGGUACUCGAGAAUCAGCUUUCAAGAACUCUAAAUCAGUCUCAGAAUGUCUCGCAGAUGAACUUGUCAACGCCGCUAAAGGUUCUUCCAACUCUUACGCCAUCAAGAAGAAGGAUGAACUUGAACGAGUAGCUAAAUCUAACCGAUAA
Molecule: messenger RNA, 615 nt
Organism: Kwoniella shivajii
Lineage: Eukaryota; Fungi; Basidiomycota; Tremellomycetes; Tremellales; Cryptococcaceae
Product: 40S ribosomal protein S5
Exons: 4
Coding region: 1-615 (204 amino acids)
Biological process (GO): ribosomal small subunit assembly; translation
Cellular component (GO): cytosolic small ribosomal subunit; ribosome
Molecular function (GO): mRNA binding; structural constituent of ribosome; rRNA binding
Source: RefSeq, a predicted model, not a curated record